AUGGAUUCUAAAGAAACCCGCAAACAGCAAGAACAACAACAGCAGCAGCAGAAUCAGCAGCCUCCUGGGAUGCUUACGGGUUUCUUCGAUCUAAACGUCGCCGCGCUAGUAGAUCCGACCUCCCCUUCUCAGGCCAUGAACCAACAACGUUCAUCUGCCAGGGAUCUCUCGUUGCGUGAGCCUCAACAAUCGCUCGGGCUCGACGGAUCUCCUACCUCCUCCGUCGCUACGCAACAAUCGUCGGUGCAAGUCGGGAACGAGCAACGAGUACGACGAGGAAGUAUGCUUCGGCUUCUGAAUCUGGUGCUAACUCAUCUGCUAAACGAGGCAGAGGACAUAGCUGCCAAGGUAGUGGCGUUUAUGAGUCAAGAACCACGCGAGACCUGUAUCAUCUCAGCUUCAGGAGAUAUAUCUUUUGCCCUGAUUCAACUUACCAAUCCUAAAGGACUUCUUAAGUGCGAGGGCCGAUAUAUUAUCGUUGCUAUGUCAGGUUCUGUCUUGAAUACUGAGAAUAAUGGUACUGUGACCAGAGAUGGUAGCUUGAGAGUGUCUAUUUCUGGUCGUAAUGGCCGGGUGUUCGGGGGUAUUGUUGCUGGAAGGCUAGUAGCUUUGUCACCAGUCCAGGUCGUUGUUGGAAGCUUUGUGAGAGGGAAUGUUCAGAAUAACCCCGAGCCAGCUUCAGCAACAGAAAGCCCUCAGUCUCGGUCUCAGGGACCUCCACGUUCAAGCGAGUCAUCCAACAAAAAUGGUAGUAAAUCUCCGUUGCAACAAUCCUAAAUAAGCAAAUGGGUUUUGCUUCUUUGCUCCUUUCCCACAUCUCUACAUCACAUCAAUUGUCC
Molecule: messenger RNA, 839 nt
Organism: Eruca vesicaria subsp. sativa (arugula)
Lineage: Eukaryota; Viridiplantae; Streptophyta; Magnoliopsida; Brassicales; Brassicaceae
Source: the annotation of a GenBank genome assembly